AUGCAUCACGGCGAUCACACCCGUAUAACCAUCCUUUAUCGGGGAACCAGAGCAGGUAGGGCGUUCGGUGUGUGUGCGUGUGUGUGUGUCCUGAAGUCCUCCCUGAAGCGCCUGCAAAUCAACCCGACCAACUGGGAAGAGCUCGCUAGCGAUCGCCCGACAUGGAGGAGAACAGUGAAGACGGGCGCUGCUAUCUAUGAAGCCAACCGAAUCGCCGCCGCCAAAGCGAAACGCGAAGCCCGCAAAUCACAAUUUCGCCCAGUCCGCAACGCCGCCGCACAACCUCCCCCUACGUGUCCUCGAUGUCAACGGACAUUCCGGGCACGAAUCGGACUUGUUGGACAUCUCCGAACCAACUAUGCCUCUCGAACUGCUCCAGCCAUCGUCCCCCCGCCCGCCUCUUCCUCGUCCUCUCUGCCGCCAACUAACUCUGACACUCCUCCUGCACCACCACUUCCAUCCUCCUCGUCCUCGUCGCCCUCCUCCCUCUCCACUGCCCCAGCGGCGGCCGUUCAGACUGCUGUCUCACACAUCACCAACCCCAACACAACAACCGACAUCACCUCUCCCACCUCUCCUCAUACCACUGAUGAGGAUCAGAACUACACCUGCCCUCACUGUGACCGCACCUUCACCUCACACAUCGGCCUGGUCGGUCACUUGCGAAUCCAUCGCACAGAGACUGGCGAACCAGUGCCUGGAGCACCAACCUACACCCACCGCACUCGCCUUCACUGCCCACAAUGCCCUCGCACCUUCGCUCAUCGCAUGGGUCUAUUCGGCCACACGCGCAUCCACGGGAGCGGAAUUGACCGCAGCCUUGACACACCCACCCCGCCGAGCCCACUCCCAACCCACCACCUUGUGCACCCACUAACCACUCCCCAGCCGACACCGACGCCACCGACCUUACAACCCCUCACUCCUCCCCCUCCUCCUCCUUUCCUCCAUCACUGCCACAACGACGGCCGCUUCGGCGUCUGUCGCCCACGACUUCACCACAGCCGAACCUGGCACAACAACAGGCACAAGCCCUGCAACCUCCAUCAUCAGACGUGA
This is a messenger RNA of Spirometra erinaceieuropaei, 1059 nucleotides long. The record is from the annotation of a GenBank genome assembly. NCBI's taxonomy places the organism in Eukaryota, Metazoa, Platyhelminthes, Cestoda, Diphyllobothriidea, Diphyllobothriidae.